UUGCUUCCGGCCUAAGAAUGGGAAGCAGCGCCCUCUCUGGGGCGGGAGAGAACUGACGCUGUUGCUGGGAAUAUGGCGGCGGCGGCGGCGACCAUCCCGUCUUCAGCUCCGUCUUCGGCCACGGCGACAGCCGCCGCGGCGGCUCUCGGGGAGGUAGAAGAUGAAGGGCUCCUGGCGUCGCUGUUCCGGGACCGCUUCCCGGAGGCCCAGUGGCGGGAGCGGCCCGACGUGGGGCGCUACCUCCGGGAGUUGAGUGGCUCUGGGCUGGAGCGGCUGCGACGCGAGCCAGAACGCCUGGCGGAGGAGCGGGCCCAGCUGCUGCAGCAGACCCGCGAUCUGGCCUUCGCCAACUACAAGACCUUCAUCCGCGGCGCCGAGUGCACGGAGCACAUCCACGGCCUCUUUGGCAACGUGGAGGCGUCACUCGGCCGCUUGCUCGAUCGCUUGCCCAGCUUCCAGCAGAGCUGCAGGAACUUUGUGAAAGAAGCUGAAGAGAUCAGCUCUAACCGUCGGAUGAACACCUUGACUCUAAACCGGCACACAGAAAUCCUGGAGAUCCUGGAAAUCCCCCAGCUCAUGGACACCUGUGUCCGGAACAGCUAUUUUGAAGAAGCCCUGGAGCUUGCAGCCUAUGUACACCGACUGGAAAGGAAAUACUCCUCCAUCCCUGUCAUCCAGGGCAUUGUGAAUGAAGUGCGCCAGUCCAUGCAGCUUAUGCUAAGCCAGCUGAUCCAACAACUGAGGACCAAUAUUCAGCUCCCCGCCUGUCUCCGUGUUAUUGGCUUCCUGCGGCGCAUGGAUGUCUUCACCGAGGCUGAGCUGAGAGUGAAGUUUCUUCAGGCCCGAGAUGCUUGGCUCCGUUCCAUCCUGUCUGCCAUCCCCAAUGAUGAUCCCUAUUUUCACAUCACAAAAACCAUUGAGGCAUGCCGUGUACAUCUGUUUGACAUCAUUACCCAAUACCGUGCCAUCUUCUCAGAUGAGGAUCCACUGCUGCCCCCUCCCAUGGGGGAGCACACCGUGAACGAGAGUGCCAUCUUCCAUGGCUGGGUGCUGCAGAAAGUCUCACAAUUCUUGCAGUUGCUGGAGACAGACCUUAAUCGGGGGAUAGGCGGCCGCCUGGACUCUCUGCUGGGCCAGUGCAUGUACUUUGGGCUGUCCUUCAGCCGAGUGGGGGCUGAUUUCCGGGGUCAGUUGGCUCCUGUUUUCCAGCGGGUGGCCAUCAGCACUUUCCAGAAAGCAGUUCAAGAAGCGGUGGAGAAGUUCCAGGAUGAAAUGAAUUCCUACACCCUCAUCUUGACUCCAGCCAUCCUGGGCAGCAGUAACUUGCCUGCAGCUGAGCCAGUUGCUCAGCCGGGGACCCUGCAGCCACCCAUGGUGCUAUUAGACUUCCCACCACUGGCCUGCUUCCUCAACAGUAUUCUGGUUGCCUUCAACGAUCUCCGCCUCUGCUGCCCUGUGGCCCUGGCGCAGGAUGUGACCAUGGCCCUAGAACAGGCCCUUGCCAAGGUAACCAAAAUAAUCCUGGCCUUCCACCGUGCGGAAGAGGCUGCCUUCACCAGUGGAGAGCAAGAACUCUUCGUCCAGUUCUGUACUGUCUUCUUGGAAGACCUCGUUCCAUAUUUAAAUCGUUGUCUCCAAGUCCUCUUUCCACCAGCUCAGAUAGCACAGACCUUAGGUAUUCCACCCACUCAGCUCUCCAAGUAUGGAAACCUUGGCCAUGUGAACAUGAGCUUCGUCCAGGAGUCUCUGGCUUUUAUCCUGCCCAAGAGAGAGAUGGUCUUCUGUCUAGAUGAAAAGGGGCUGGUGUCAGAGCUCACAGCGCCAGAACUCCCCGAUGAGGAUCCCAGCCUCGACUCUCGCGGUGCGGCCUUCCCCGAGUGUGAGCAGGCGCAGGAGGAUCCAGCGGAGCCACCGCAGGCCUCCGAGCCCAGUGCAGACUCCUAACAGCCUCCCCUGACCGGCAAGUCUGCCCAGCGGCUGAGACUGGGUGAGGCUCGUGAUGCAGGCCUGGCAAGGCACGGGCGGUGCCAGGGGAGUAGCUGCGCGGGCGCGCACGAGAGCAAAGUACUGGGCGAGGCCCGGGUCCGCCCGUGAAUGGUUGACUAUUCAGUAAGAAGUGCAAUUCAAUAAAGCUGAUCGACUUGU
Condylura cristata (star-nosed mole) is the source of this 2145-nucleotide messenger RNA. RefSeq names its product component of oligomeric golgi complex 8 (gene COG8). The record is from RefSeq and is a predicted model, not a curated record. Bases 73 to 1944 code for a protein of 623 amino acids. The transcript has 5 exons. Gene Ontology annotation, biological process: intra-Golgi vesicle-mediated transport. Gene Ontology annotation, cellular component: COG complex. NCBI's taxonomy places the organism in Eukaryota, Metazoa, Chordata, Mammalia, Eulipotyphla, Talpidae.